AUGAAGACAGAGUUCAAGUUUUCCAACUUGCUAGGCACCGUCUAUGGUCGAGGCAAUCUCGUGUACACACCUAAUGGCGAUUCCUUACUGUCACCAGUGGGCAACCGUGUAUCUGUCUUUAACUUGACGAAAAACACAAGUUAUACCCUUCCCUUUGCCCACCGCCGAAAUAUCACCCACCUCGACCUGACUCCAGACGGCAAGUUGCUCCUCACAAUCGAUGAAGAUGGCCGUGCAAUACUGUCUAUCUUCACGAGAAGGGUCGCCAUCUACCACUUCUCCUUCAAAAGCCCUGUUACGGCGCUAGCAUUCUCACCCAGCGGAGAGCAUUUCAUUGUUGGACUGGGCCGGAAGAUCCAAGCCUGGAAGACUCCUUCCACCCCUGGUGGGGAUGCAAAUGGAGAACUCGAAUAUGCGCCUUUUGUUCUCCAUCGAGAAUAUGGUGGACAUUUUGACGAAGUCAGAGACUUGAGCUGGUCAGGAGAUUCACGCUUCUUUUUGAGCUCCUCGAAAGACCUUAACUCUCGAGUAUGGAGUUUGGAUCCUGAAGAAGGCUUUGAACCUACAGUCCUUUCUGGACACAGACAGCAAGUCAGAAAUUCUUGGUUCUCGGUCAGUCAAGAGUCAAUAUACACUGUCAGCGAGGAUGGUGCCUUGUUCAGGUGGGAAUUUGUUCCAAAACAACACGAUGACGAGGAGGAACCUGCAGAUCCAAUUGACGAGAGAUGGCGAAUCGUGCAACGAAACUAUUUCAUGCAGAAUGCCAAGCUGAAAUGUGCAGCUUUCCAUCCUCCGACAGGGGUUCUAACAGUUUGUUUUGACAACGGGUUAUUCUCUCUAUACGAACUUCCUUCCUUCUCAAAUAUUCACAGCCUUUCCAUGGCCUCUUCACCUAUCUCUGCUGUCUCCAUCAACAAGACUGGGGAGUGGCUGGCAUUUGGCUCAUCGAAGACUGGUCAACUGCUUGUCUGGGAACACGCCUCAGAAUCCAAUAUCCUCAAACAAUCAUCACACCUGGACACGAUGACGACACUAUCAUAUUCUCCUGACUCUACGAGGAUUAUUACUGGAGCUGAUGAUGGUCUCAUAAAGAUAUGGGAUGUGUCAUCUGGCUUCCAUAUCGCAACAUUCACAGAGCAUACGUCAGCAGUCACCGCCUCAGCAUAUUCGAAACGAGGGAAUAUCCUGUUCACUUCUUCUCUUGAUGGUUCUGUUCGGGCUUGGGACAUGCUACGUUAUCGAAACUUCAGAACAUUCACCGCCCCCAUUCGGCUGUCCUUUUCCUGCUUAGCAAUAGACCCUUCUGCAGAGGUCGUUUGCGCUGCAUCACAUGAUUCCUUUGAAAUACAUCUCUGGUCUGUUCAAACAGGAGCAUUACUUGAUCGGCUCUCUGGCCAUGAGGGUCCAGUAUCAACCUUGGCUUUUACCCCAGACGGACGAUAUCUAGUCUCAGGAUCAUGGGACCGUACCAUUCGCGUAUGGUCGGUUUUCGAUCGAUCCCAAACUUCCGAGGCUCUACAGCUCACUUCAGACCUUCUUUGUGUUGCAAUUCGACCUGAUUCUGCUCAAAUUGCUGCGUCAACACUUGAUGGAUCAAUUUCUUUCUGGAAUCUCAACACAUCAAUACAAGAGUCUGGGCUUGAUGGUCGGCGGGAUGUUAGUGGCGGCCGAACCCUCACCUCUCGUCGAACCGCUGCAUCAACCCCAGGAACCAAAUCUUUCAAUACCAUAACAUACUCUGGUGAUGGAAGUUGCCUCCUCGCUGCAGGAAACAGCAAGUAUAUCUGUUUAUAUGCUGCUAGUACCCUCACGCUUGUCAAAAAGUUUACCGUCUCGAUAAAUUUGAGUUUAGAUGGUACUCAAGAAUUCUUGAACUCAUCUGCCAUCAUGUCCAAUGGCCUUCCACGCGAUAUGAUUGACACUGAAGGUGAGGCAAGUGAUCUCGAAGAUCGGAUCGAUAGAAGUCUGCCAGGUGUGAAACGUGGCCGAGAUGCAACUGCUCGUACUCUACGGCACGAAGUCAGGGUUACUAGUAUCGAAUUUUCUCCAGCAGGAAGAAGUUUUUGUGCCUGUAGCACCGAGGGAUUACUAAUAUACAGCUUAGACAGUGCUGGAAGCGAAGAUUUCGACCCCUUUGAUCUCGACAUUGAUGUCACGCCGCAGAAUAUCCGAGCCUUACUAAAACAGUCUGAGCCUGAAUAUCUCAAAGCCCUUGUCAUGGCUUUCAGAUUAAACGACCGCAAUCUAAUACGAUACGUCUAUCAGUCAGUCCCUUACGGUUCGAUACCACUCCUUGUCCGAGAACUUCCCAAAGUCUACCUCAGUCGUUUGUUAAUGCUCCUAGGCCAACAGAUGGAAAAUAGUCCACAUCUUGAGUUUGCGUUGCUUUGGGUAAGCGAAGUGUUGAGUAUACAUGGUCGCUAUAUCAAAGAGAAGCAGGGCGAUUUUGCUGCUGAGCUCCGAGCCGUUCUUCGAGGAGUGGAUGGAGUGGGUAGAACUGUACGGAGCUUGAGUGAGAGAAAUGCUUUCGAAAUUGAAUUUCUAUGCCAGCAGAAGCCCACAGCGAAUGGAACGUAUAAGCUGAUUGAGGAUAACUCUCAAAAGGAUGUGGUCAAUGGAGACGCGAUGGAUGAAGACGAAGGCGAUGGUGAAUGGAUUGGUCUCGAGUAA
Molecule: messenger RNA, 2670 nt
Organism: Exophiala aquamarina CBS 119918
Lineage: Eukaryota; Fungi; Ascomycota; Eurotiomycetes; Chaetothyriales; Herpotrichiellaceae
Exons: 3
Coding region: 1-2670 (889 amino acids)
Biological process (GO): maturation of SSU-rRNA from tricistronic rRNA transcript (SSU-rRNA, 5.8S rRNA, LSU-rRNA); ribosomal small subunit assembly
Cellular component (GO): small-subunit processome; Pwp2p-containing subcomplex of 90S preribosome
Molecular function (GO): protein binding
Source: RefSeq, a predicted model, not a curated record